AUGGCAAGUCCUAGUAUUGAUGAUUUAUCAUUGCAAGAGGAGGAUGAUGAAGGAGGGUUUUGUUUCGAUGUGGAGGAAGAAGGUUCAGAGGCGGGUGAUCUACGGUUAUGUCUUGUUGGAAGAUUCCUAUGCGAUAAACCAAUCCAUGUCAUGUCCAUGAAGAAGAGAGUGGCGGAUAUGUGGCGUCCGGUCAAGGGUGUUAUUAUCAAGCAAGCUUUGGAGGGGUUGUUUCUGUUUCAAUUUUCUCAUAAACUUGAUAUGGAGGCUGCGCUAAAAGGAGGGUCGUGGACGUUCGGGAGCCACCUGCUGAUCAUUGAUAGAGUCCAAAUCGGGAUCCAACUUGAACACAUCCCGAUUUUCCAUGUUGAGUUCUGGGUUCAGAUCCAUAAUCUCCCUGCAGGCUUUAUGUUGGAGAAAGUCGGCAAAACAAUGGCUAAUUAUAUUGGCACAUUUGUGGAAUACGAUAAGAACAACAAUUCUAGUUUCUGGAGGCAGUAUAUGCGACUGAGAGUGAAAGUGGAUGUCCGACAACCAUUAAAGAAAAAUACAAGAGUCAAGAACAAAGGGGGAGAUUGGUGCACAGUUAAUUUUAAAUAUGAGAAUUUGGGACUUUUAUGCUUUGUAUGUGGCUUACUAGGUCAUUCGGAACAGAAGUGCGAAAUUCGGUUCGAGAUGGAAGAAGACAAUGGCUUGAGAGGAUGGACCAAUGAUCUUAGGGUGGAUAAUAGGAGAGUUUAUAAUGCUUCAAAUUCAAAAUGGUUAAAAGAGGAAGGUGCUGGUAGUGAGUCAACAAAGAAGAUGGCUGAGGAACAAGGAGCGCGUGCACAUCACGAACAUGCAGAUGGUUUGGCCAGUACUGGUUCGCCUGCUGGGACCCACCAAGAUCUGACCAUUAUGGGGGAAAUUAUUGCAGGGAGCAGUGCCAAUCAUGGGAAUUUAAUGCGCUGCCAGACAUCGUUUCAAGGCAUUAAAUCACCUGAAGCAUUACUCAAUAAUAUGCUGUCGGUCCCACCUGCCAUAAUGGGAGACAACCAGACAACCAAAUCAUUGGCUCUUAAUGGAGCUGUCCCCCCACUUCCCAAACAAAUAGCGCCUGAUUUCCUACCCCAUAUUAACACGUUUCAAACAGAUAACCCCACCGGCCCACCUUCUUUAAUCCAACCAAUUAAAAACCCACAAAUGCCCAACAUGUUUAAUUCCUUUACCCUUCAACAAGACAACCUCGUUUUUUCUCAAUCUUCCCAAGUUAAUAUGCCAAAAAAUAAUAGUUUACUCCCCAUGCAAAAAAACACUACUUUAAACACCAGACCUCACAAAUUCAAACCAAAAUCUACCAUAUCCAAACAUAUUAGCAGCAACCAAACAGCCCAACACAGUCCCCACAUUCCUAGGCAAAUGAACUUUGUUCUGCAAACAGCCAGUGUUGAAGUUACCGACAGCGAAGAUGGUGAGGUCCAACUUGAACGUAAAAGACGCAGAGAACAAGUUUCAACGGUUGCAACGAGUUCAACAGUGACUGUAGAAGCAUCCCAGACUUUUUUAUCGGCAGAAACUUUGUCGAAGAAGCAAAAGCUUGAGAGUAUCCGAGUUUUGUUGAAGUUUGAUUCUUGUUUGUCGGUCGAUGUUGUUGGUAGAAGCGGUGGCUUAGCGGUUCUGUGGAAGGAGUCUGCUAACUGUAGAAUUCUGAAUUACUCUAGGAAUUAUGUGAAUUUGUUAGUCGAAGACGAGGUGAAGGGGGCGUGGCGUCUUACGUGUUAUUACGGAUAUCCGGAGAGAAGUCGUAGAAGAGAGGCGUGGGACAUGCUUCGUGAUCUUAGGGAGUUGUCUAGUGUGCCUUGGUGUGUCAUUGGAGAUUUUAACGAUUUACUCUCGCAACGUGAUAAAGUCGGACUUCAUCAACAUCCAAACUGGUUGUGUGCCGGUUUUCGGGAGGCGGUAACAGAUUGUAGUUUAUUGGAUCUCCCAUUGGAAGGCCAUCCUUUCACAUGGAUUAAAAGUAGAGACCACAGUCCUAUUCUGCUGCAUUGCGACCCGUCUCAACGUAUCCUCCGCAACAAGUAUCGUUUCCGCUUUGAGAAUGAAUGGUUAAAAGAUGAAGAGUUAAGUGAUGUUGUGAACCAAAGUUGGAAUGCUGUAGAUAAUGGGGAGGUGUUGUAUCGAAUCAGUAACUGUGCCAAGGAACUUUCUACUUGGAAUAAAGCAAAAUACAAGCAAAAGAGCCAUAAUCUUUCGUUGUAUAUGGCAGCCAUGGAAGCGGCAAGAUUAGCUAAUGAUGAGGGAGCAUCCAGUAGGUUCUUUGAGGCGCAGAAGGAGUACAACAAAAUUCUGAUUCGGGAGGAAAUUUUUUGGAAACAAAGAGCUAAAAUGCAUUGGUUACGGCAUGGCGAUUCGAACUCUAAAUUUUUCCAUAAGUCGGCAACACUAAGAAAGAAUUUUAAGAAAAUAGACAUGCUUGUUGAUGACACAGGGGCGGUAGCUAGAGAUCAAGAGGGGUUAUGCCGAAUCGCAAUUUCGUAUUUUAAAGAUCUAUUUGAGGCUAAGCAAGGAGAGUAUGAUCCUGUUUUGAGCUGCAUUCAACCGAUAGUAACACAAGAGGAUAAUUGUAGGCUUCUUUCCCAAAUUACCAAAGCUGAAUUGUAUGAGGCCUUGAUUCAAAUGCAUCCGGAUAAGUCCCCGGGUCCGGACGGGUUCAACCCGGCUUUUUACCAGCAUUUUUGGAGUUUGUGUAGUGAUGACAUUUUCCAGGCUGCCUCUUUGUGGUUGUCUAGAGGCUAUUUUCCGGUGGAGCUGAAUGAGACUAACAUUUGUCUUAUUCCAAAAUGUGCCAAACCAAAAGAUAUGAAGGAGCUGCGCCCAAUCUCUCUUUGUAAUGUUGUCUACAAGCUUAUUGCUAAACUGCUAGCUAAUCGCUUGAAAGUGGUCUUGGAUAAAUGUGUUUCAGAGGAGCAGUCGGCUUUUGUUGAAGGGAGAUCCAUUCUUGAUAAUGCUAUGGUAGCUACGGAAAUUAUUCAUGCUUUGAAAAGGAAGGCAAGUGGUAACAGGGCUAAUCUGGCGUUGAAGAUAGACAUUAGUAAAGCCUAUGACAAAGUAGAUUGGGGAUUUCUUAGGGGUAUCUUACUUCGGCUAGGUUUUGACGAGAGAUGGACCCAUUGGUUGAUGAUGUGUGUAACUUCGGUGCAUUAUUCUGUUCUAGUUAAUUCCGAUAGAGUCGGACCCAUUUUUCCAGGAAGAGGACUGAGACAGGGAGAUCCUUUGUCACCUUAUUUGUUCAUCCUUGUGGCAACUAUAGCGGAGGUGUCUAAUCUUAUGGUAAUCCUUAAUACUUAUGCUGAGGCGACAGGGCAAGUGAUCAACCUAGCUAAAUCCGAAGUAUUUUUCAGCCGUAAUUUGAGUGUGUCGGCUCAAGAGGAUUUAGCCAAUGUGAUGGGGGUGAGACGUGUUUUGGGGACAGGGACCUAUUUGGGUCUACCUUCUAUGAUUGGUAGAAGCAAGAAGGCGGUGUUCUCGUUUAUUAAGGAUCGCAUAUGGAAACGAAUUAACUCUUGGAGUGGUAGAUAUUUGUCUAAAGCGGGGAAAGAGGUUAUGAUUAAAUCGGUGCUUCAGUCGAUUCCCUCCUAUAUUAUGAGUGUCUAUUUGAUUCCGGAUGGGGUGGUGAACGAUAUUGAGAAAAUGAUCAACUCUUUUUGGUGGGGGGGGGGUAGUCAAAAUAAUAAAGGCAUAAGGUGGUUGGCAUGGGAUAGGAUGACUAUGCAGAAGAGUGAAGGAGGUAUGGGCUUUAGGGAUUUCAAAGCUUUCAAUAUGGCCAUGGUAGCAAAACAAGGAUGGUAUAUUAUGGCGAACCCGACUUCGCUUGUGGCUAGAAUCUUCAAAGCUAAGUACUUUCCUAACUCCUCCUUCUUUGAUUCUAAGAUUGGUAAUAAUCCGAGUUUUGUGUGGCGUAGUUUAUGGAAAGCCAAGGCUGUUCUUCAACUUGGUAGUAGAUGA
Molecule: messenger RNA, 3984 nt
Organism: Vicia villosa (hairy vetch)
Lineage: Eukaryota; Viridiplantae; Streptophyta; Magnoliopsida; Fabales; Fabaceae
Exons: 4
Coding region: 1-3984 (1327 amino acids)
Molecular function (GO): catalytic activity
Source: RefSeq, a predicted model, not a curated record